Messenger RNA from Gekko japonicus, 2988 nucleotides. RefSeq names its product guanylate-binding protein 1-like. NCBI's taxonomy places the organism in Eukaryota, Metazoa, Chordata, Lepidosauria, Squamata, Gekkonidae. Bases 87 to 1976 code for a protein of 629 amino acids. The transcript has 11 exons. Gene Ontology annotation, molecular function: GTP binding; GTPase activity. The record is from RefSeq and is a predicted model, not a curated record.
GGGCAGACAGCGGGGGCCGAGCUGCUGGAGAGACACUGCCCGCUCCGGUUUCCGCCGCAGGGAGAAGAUCAUCCAGGCGGUGAGCAAUGGCCUCCAAAAUCCAGAUGCCAGCUCCUGUGUGCCUGAUCGAGAACAAGGACAGGAAGUUGGUUGUCCAUCAGGAAGCCCUUCAGCUGCUGUCCGGAAUCCGCCAGCCGGUGGUGGUGGUGGCCAUUGUGGGGCUGUACCGAACGGGCAAGUCCUACCUCAUGAACAAACUAGCGGGCAAGAACUCAGGUUUCCCUCUGGGCUCGACAGUCCAAGCCAACACCAAGGGAAUCUGGAUGUGGUGUGUUCCCUACCCUGGCAGACCAGACCAGACCCUUGUGCUUCUGGAUACCGAGGGACUCGGUGAUGUGGAAAAGGGUGACACUCAGAACGACUCCUGGAUCUUUGCUCUGGCCGUCCUCCUCAGCAGUACCCUGGUCUACAACAGCAUGGGCACCAUCGACCAGCAUGCCAUGGACCAGCUCCAUUACGUGACAGAACUGACUGAGCGUAUCAAAUCCAAAUCUUCGCCUCAGGAGAACUCGGAGGAACUGGAAGAUUCUGCCGAGUAUGUCCGCUUCUUCCCAACGUUCAUCUGGGCCUUGAGGGAUUUCACUUUGCAGCUGGAACUGAACGGGCGGCCCUGCACUGAGGACGAAUAUCUGGAGAAUGCCUUGAAGCUUAAGAAAGGUAACUCCCGUGAGGUUCAGCUCUUCAACCUGCCCCGCGAAUGCAUCCGGCUGUUCUUCCCCACCCGGAAAUGCUUCAUCUUUGAGCGCCCCACCAACCGAAAGAACCUCCAUCGGCUGGAAGACAUGGAGGAGAGGGAGCUGGACCCCGACUUUGUGGACCAAGCACUCCAGUUCUGUCGUCAUGUCUAUAAGACAUCCAAGCCAAAGACCAUCCCAGGAGGGCACAUUGUCACUGGGCGCUUGCUAGCAAAUUUGGUGGAGACCUACGUGGACAUGAUCCGCAGCGGGGGCGUGCCCUGCAUGGAGAACGCAGUGCUGGCUCUGGCUCAGAUUGAGAAUUCGGCCGCCGUGCUCGAAGCCACUGGCCGCUACGUGGAGCUGAUGGACCAGAAGCUGGAGCUGCCCACGGAGACCCUCCAGGACCUCUUGGGGAUCCAUGCGCAAUGCGAGGACGAGGCCCUUCAGGUCUUCAUGGCCCGUGCCUUCAAGGAUGAUAAGCAGGAGUUCCAGGCUGAGCUGAUGCGAGCCCUAGAUCAGAGGAAGGAGGCAUACUGCCGUAAAAACGAACUGGAAUCCUCCAAACACUGCAAGGUUGUGUUGAUGCGGCUCUCUAAGGACCUGGAGGACAGGAUCAACAUGGCUUUCUACUCCCGACCUGGUGGCUAUCAGGAUUAUUUCGAUGACCUGAAGUCUGUAGCAGUGAGAUACCACCAGGAACCACGGAAAGGAGUCAUGGCAGAGGCCGAACUGGAGCAGUUCUUCAAGGACAAGGAGGCUGUGGGUAGAGCCAUCCUUCAAAGCGACGAAGCCCUCACGCAGAAAGAGAAGGAAGCCGAAGAAGCCAAAGCAAGGGCCGAGGCAGCAGAGCGAGAGAGGGAGAUCCAGAGGCAGAAGCAGGCUGAGUUGGAGCAGAAGCUGGAGGACCAGAGGCGAAGUCACGAAGCCAACAUGGAGUACCUGAAGGAGAAGAUGGAGAAGGACAGGGACAAGCUGCUGGACGAGCAGAACAAGAUGAUGGAGGCUAAACUCCGGGAGCAAAAGAAGUUGCUGGAGACCGGAUUCCAGAAGCAUGCUGAUCAGCUAAAUGAGCAGAUUGGUCAGCUGAGAAAACAGAGUGAAAACGUCAAGAAGCCAUCUUGGCUGUCCAAUAUCCUGGAUGCUGCUUCACUGGGUUUGUCGCUAGUGCUUCCGGGGUUUGUCGGCAAAGCCGUCGGCAGUACCGUCGGGGUGGUUCGCAAGUUAUUCAAGCGCUUGUAAGCCAAUGGGAGAAGGGGCCCUGUUACCCCAUUUGCACUUUCCUGGCAAUAUGCGCAGCACACGCUUCUUUGUUUUAGAACAACACAAUGUUAAAAUGUACAACGUCCUGCAGCAGGCAACUGGCAAGCAAGUUUUUGUUUUGGAAUUAUUAUUGUUACAAAAAUCACGUAACUCGUUACUACAAAAUGUAGUAUAUUACAGCAGGAAAUGCUUACAUUAGGGAGUGACCAGGGCAAAAACCUCCUUUACAUAGUUAUAAUCUAAAUUUGGGGGGGAAAUGCCACAGAUCAAUCCUGCAAAGACAGCAAAUAAUAAACUAUCAUCUAAUUGGAGACAGUGGUAUUAUCUCAACACAAUAUUCAUAUGCAGCCAGGCCACUGUUGGAUCCCUUUGACAUGGGUGGUGGCAGUAUUUUGCAGUCAGUGCUGUCCGUUUCACACAUAAGCUAACCCUCAUUUGCCACCAAGUCCAUGCGCAACAGGCAGCUGCAACAGAUUGUGAUUCCCUGAGAAGUACAGCAGUAUGAUAUGUGUGUUUGCUACCCCUACGCCUCACACUUUUAACCUCUUUGUUGCAUCCCUUAAUUCAUAGUGUGUGUGUUGUUAAGAUGAGCAAAGCCAGGGGUGAGAAAUCUUAUGCAGAGCUAGGCUGCUAAUACUGUUGUAGGCUUUAUACUCCUGGCAUAAUAGACAUCAGAUUAACUUCUUCCUGAGACCAAAGAAAAUGGCAACACUUAAUAAGCCUAAAGAGAAUGAAGAACCGCUUCGCGGCUAGUUGAAUAGAAUGCAGAACUUGCAUCUGGCGAUUGUCCCCAAGAUGCAGCGAGCUUUUCAUUAUAACCAGCUCUUCCAUAACUUACAGCUACUUUGGUGCUAAAUUGCUGCUGUAAAGACAGAAACUACCUCUCUGUGCAGAGUAUCUUUUGCCUUGCAGUUUGUGCUUUGCUUGGCUUAGUGCAGUGAUGGCGAACCUUUUAGAGACCGAGUGCCCAAACUGCGACCCAAAACCCACU